Messenger RNA from Talpa occidentalis (Iberian mole), 1486 nucleotides. RefSeq names its product RGP1 homolog, RAB6A GEF complex partner 1 (gene RGP1). Gene Ontology annotation, cellular component: Ric1-Rgp1 guanyl-nucleotide exchange factor complex; Golgi membrane. NCBI's taxonomy places the organism in Eukaryota, Metazoa, Chordata, Mammalia, Eulipotyphla, Talpidae. Gene Ontology annotation, biological process: retrograde transport, endosome to Golgi. The record is from RefSeq and is a predicted model, not a curated record. The transcript is spliced from 9 exons. The coding region runs from base 103 to 1278 and encodes 391 amino acids.
CCUGUCCGGGAGGGGCGGCCGGGGAGGGUCUCGGGCCCGAGGCUCCCCGUCCCCCCGCGAGGUGCCCGGGCUUGGGGCUCCAGGUUUUAUUCGGGAGCAGCCAUGAUUGAAGUGGUGGCUGAGCUGAGUCGGGGUCCUGUGUUUCUGGCUGGGGAGGCACUGGAGUGUGUGGUGACAGUCACCAAUCCCCUGCCCCCCACUGCCACUUCUGCAUCCAGUGAGGCUCUGGCCUGGGCCAGUGCCCAAAUUCAUUGCCAGUUCCAUGCCAGUGAGAGUCGAGUAGCACUGCCUCCCCCUGACUCCAGUCAGCCUGAUGUCCAGCCUGAGAGCCAGACUGUCUUUCUACCACACCGAGGUGAGAGGGGUCAGUGUAUCCUGUCCACACCGCCAAAGAUCCUAUUCUGUGACCUGAGGCUAGACCCUGGAGAGUCCAAAUCAUACUCCUACAGCGAAGUGCUGCCCAUUGAGGGACCACCCUCUUUUCGGGGUCAGUCAGUCAAGUAUGUCUACAAACUGACCAUCGGCUGCCAGCGUGUCAACUCACCCAUCACUUUACUCAGGGUGCCCCUGAGGGUUCUGGUGCUGACUGGCCUUCAAGACGUCCGGUUUCCCCAGGAUGAGGCUAUAGCCCCAUCCAGUCCUUUCUUGGAGGAGGAUGAAGGUGGGAAGAAGGAUUCAUGGCUAGCCGAGCUGGCUGGGGAGCGCCUCAUGGCUGCCACAUCCUGCCGCAGCCUCCAUCUAUACAACAUCAGUGAUGGCCGAGGAAAAGUUGGGACAUUUGGCAUCUUCAAAUCUGUAUACAGACUCGGCGAGGACGUGGUGGGGACCUUAAACUUAGGGGAAGGAACUGUAGCUUGUUUGCAGUUUUCAGUAAGCCUGCAGACUGAGGAGCGUGUGCAGCCUGAGUACCAGCGACGCCGAGGGGCAGGAGGUGCUCCCUCCGUGUCCCAUGUGACUCACGCCCGGCACCAGGAGUCCUGCCUGCAUACAACCAGAACCAGCUUCUCCCUCCCCAUCCCUCUCAGCUCCACCCCAGGCUUCUGCACUGCUGUUGUUUCACUGAAGUGGCGACUACAUUUUGAAUUUGUCACAUCUCGAGAACCAGGUUUGGUGCUCCUGCCGCCCGUGGAACAGCCUGAGCCAGUCACCUGGACGGGACCUGAACAAGUGCCUGUAGACACCUUCAGUUGGGACCUCCCCAUCAAGGUGCUGCCUACGAGCCCUACCCUGGCCUCGUAUGCAGCUCCAGGCCCUAGCACCAGCACCAUAACCAUCUGAAACUGGCCCACCCUGGCACUACUUUCUUCAGGAUACUAAAAUCUCGGCACCUGGACUCUAGUAGGGCCCACUUUUCCUACCUGGGGUUCAGUGGCAUGGACAAUGAGAAAGAGACAGGCUUUCAGCUGGAGCAUUAAUUUAUUUAUUCUGAAUAAAUUGGCAGCUGCUUAGUGGUUUCCCUGGAAGUGGCAGCAGCAGUGGGCAGUCA